UCCUUAUUUGCUGCAAUUUCUAGCCUUUAACAAGCUGUUAAAAGAUGAUGACAGAAGAGACAUACAAUGAAGUAAAGGGCACAGUUUGUGUCACAGGAGCUGCUGGAUUCAUUGGGUCAUGGCUUACAAUGCGAUUACUUGAGCUGGGAUAUGUUGUAAGAGCAACUGUCAGAGACCCAGGAAACCCAGUGAAAACCAGUCAUUUGUUGAAACUACCUGGGGCCAAUGAGAGACUGACUCUUUGGGUAGCAGAGUUGGAUGAUGAAGGAAGCUUUGACAAUGUCAUUGAUGGUUGUGAAGGUGUUUUCCAUGUUGCAACUGCAAUGGAUUUUGAGUCCCAGGAUCCAGAGAAUGAGGUGAUACAGCCAACAGUGAAUGGGGUAUUGAAUGUAAUGAGAUCAUGUGGAAAGGCCAAGUCAGUGAAAAGAGUUGUUUUCACCACAUCUGCUGGGGCAGUGAAUUUUACGGAUGACUUUGGAACACCAGGCAAAAUAUAUGAUGAAACAUGCUGGACCAAUGUGGAGCUUUGUAGGAGCAUAAAAAUGACUGGAUGGAUGUACUUUGUGUCAAAAACACUUGCAGAAAGGGCUGCGUUUGAUUUCGCAGAGAAAAAUAAUGUUGAUCUCAUUAGUGUUAUACCAACAUUAGUGGUUGGGCCAUUUAUAAUGCAGACUAUGCCUCCCAGCUUGGUUACAGCAUUGGCGCUGUUAACAAAGAUUCCUAGUGAUAUGAGAGAUUCCUAG
This is a messenger RNA of Cryptomeria japonica (Japanese cedar), 743 nucleotides long. RefSeq names its product bifunctional dihydroflavonol 4-reductase/flavanone 4-reductase-like. NCBI's taxonomy places the organism in Eukaryota, Viridiplantae, Streptophyta, Pinopsida, Cupressales, Cupressaceae. Gene Ontology annotation, molecular function: oxidoreductase activity, acting on the CH-OH group of donors, NAD or NADP as acceptor. The coding region runs from base 45 to 743 and encodes 232 amino acids. The transcript is spliced from 5 exons. The record is from RefSeq and is a predicted model, not a curated record.